UUGUUUUCAGUGUCGGAGUUCAGAGGGCACUGCGGGGUCGUGUUAUGUUUUCGUGAGCAAUGGCUGCCUUAAGUUGGUAUACGAGAAGGCAGCUACCGCAGUUAUUGUCCCAGUUUGCCAGGGUUGUCAGACAAGCCCGCCCGCAAUAUCUCGGAGGACUACCGGUGAGGAGAGUGCACGGGUCGGUGCGGAACUGGGUGGCGGAGAAAGGACCAUGGGGGAAGAGUCGGACACCGGAGCAACAGCAGUAUAUCUUCACAGAACUAGACAAGGCAGAUGCUUUGAUGUUGAGGAAAUCUCACGAGACAGGAUUUCUGUCAUGGUUCCGUAAUGGCCUGCUGGCCACUGGUAUUGGGGUGAUAGCGUUCGUCCAGAGCGAGGUUGGCCGAGAGGCAGGAUACGCCUUCUUCAUCCUGGGGGGGGUGUGCGUGUCGUUUGGGGGGGCGUCCUACGUGGGCAGCCUGCUCACUCUGAGGAAACUUCUGCUCCUCUCUCUGCCCGCUGUGCUGCUUCACUGCGCCGUGGUGGGCAGCGUCGCCCUCUUCUGGCUGUGUGCGGUAGCGCUCUACAUCGGACGCCUGGAGGUGGAGAUCAUCCACGAGGAUGAGGAGGAGGACGAAGGGAGCGACGAAGGCUCAGAGUGCCAGGAGUGCCGUGACCGGCGGGACCAGGAGAGGGGGGGGCACCGUUCCCAUGACAACAAAGGCCAAGACAAGUAGAGAGAA
Molecule: messenger RNA, 725 nt
Organism: Osmerus eperlanus (European smelt)
Lineage: Eukaryota; Metazoa; Chordata; Actinopteri; Osmeriformes; Osmeridae
Gene: tmem160
Product: transmembrane protein 160
Exons: 4
Coding region: 60-719 (219 amino acids)
Source: RefSeq, a predicted model, not a curated record